Messenger RNA from Clunio marinus, 1967 nucleotides. The record is from the annotation of a GenBank genome assembly. Lineage: Eukaryota; Metazoa; Arthropoda; Insecta; Diptera; Chironomidae.
AUGACUGAAUUAAAGAAAAACGGUAAACGCUCAAUUGACAAUACUGACAAAAAGUCAAAUGUUAAGAAGCUAAAGCCUUCAGAAUCGUUAGACAAAACAAAAACGAACAGUAAACCAAAAUUUGACAAAUUUUCUGGAAAACAAAAAUUUGAGAAUAAAAAAUUCGGAAAAGGUAAUAAUAAAUUCGCAAAGAAGCCUCAGCAACCAGCAACUACUGAAAAAACUAAUUGGAAUGAGCUGAAACAAAAGAAAAAAGAUUUGAAAGUACAACGAAAGAAGAACAAAACGAAGGAUCUUUACGAAAUUGAUUUGAAAGCUAAAAAAAUUUACGAAGAAUUGAAAAUGAAAAGCACAAAGUCUAACAAAGAGCAAUUAUGUCAACAGUUGCAUGAUUUGAUGAAGAAUGCAGACUAUAGUAAACUGAGUUUAAGUCCAGACAGAGCUCGAAUCAUUCAAAUGCUUUUGAAGAAAGCUCCUCAAUCUAUAAAGGCUGAAAUUGCUGAGAAAAUGAUUCCUCAUAUCACUGAAGUUGCACUUUCUAAAUAUGGUAAAUUCUGUGUCAGUCGUCUCAUGAUUUACUGUGGAAAAGAUGUUCGUGAAAAAGCUGUCAAUGGACUUUUGAAGAAUAUUGUGAAGUUGACUUGUCACAAUUUUUCCAGUCCACUCAUCGAUGCCAUUUUCCUCAAUCAUGCGACACCAGAGCAGAAACUCUUCAUGAAACAAGAAAUGUAUUCAGAUCUUUAUAAAAACGAUAAGAGUCGGGACGUGAAGACGUUGAAAGAUACUUGGUCUGGCAGUGAAAUGCUUCGAAAUGGAAUAAUAAACAGCACAAAAAUGAACUUACUGAAAAUUGCAUCGAAGAAUCUCGUAGACAAUAGUUUAGUUCAUUCCGUUCUUUUAGAAUUCAUUGAGGAAGUUGGAGAACAAGAAAGAAACGAAAUGAUCACCGCAUUUAUUCCACAUCUUGCUGUAAUCGCAUCAACAAAACAAGGAUCAAGAGCUGCUGUUUUGUGUUAUCUUUAUUCAGUUGCAAAAGAACGUCGAGCAAUGUUAAAAGCAAUUAAAGAACAUGUAACAAAAUUAUGUAUUCAUGAACAUGGACAUUUGUUAGUUCUUGAAAUUUUGAACUCAACUGACGAUACUUUGAACAUUAAGAAGACAAUAAUUGCACAAAUUAUCGCUGAUAUUGAAACAAUCGUCAAUAGUGAGUAUGGAAAGCGAGUAAUUAUGUUCAUUGUUGCACCGACAAAAGAAUUCUUUCAUCCAACGACACUCGUCGAACUCGAGUCUGAUUUGAAAUUUGGAACACAAAAGAAGGAUUUAGAAAUUCGUCGAAAAGAGUUGAUCGAAGGAAUUUCAAAGGAACUUACAGAUGCGAUUAAGAAAAAUCCCAAUUUCUGGUUGAAAGGUGGACACACAGCUCGUGUGACUUUCGCUGCACUUCAAAGUUUGUCAGCUGCAAACAAUUUUGAUUUAUCAGAAACUUUUGAAACACUUUGUAAAGUUAUUUGUGAUGAAAAUUGGAAAGUGAAUGAGCAUGAAAGUACAACACAAGAUACGCCAACUUCAACUGAAAAAGCUGAAGUCAAUGAUACUGGAAAGAUUAAAAAGAAGAGGAAGAAUCCAUUAGAGAUUGUCAUCGAUAAGAAAGAUCAGAUUAUGAUUAGAGGGAUUGAAGAUCCAGGACUUCAUAUUGCCAUCAAAAAGAUUGCAAAGCUUCCAAAUUUCGCUGAACAAUUUGUUGAUCAUUUAACAGACGAACUUAUUGAAUCGUGGAUUUUAAUUAAUCGUGCAUGCUUUGUAUUGGUGGAAGUUCUUGAACAUGCUGAAGAUGAAGUUAAAUCAAAGUUAAUGGCGAUGUUGGCUCAGCAUAAGUCAAAUUUACAAAAGCAAAAACAUUCUGGGGCGAAAGUUUUGUUGAAGAAUUUAUAAAAAAGGAAUUAUAAUAAUAAUAAUAAUUAUAAUAA